Messenger RNA from Cuscuta europaea, 1460 nucleotides. The record is from the annotation of a GenBank genome assembly. NCBI's taxonomy places the organism in Eukaryota, Viridiplantae, Streptophyta, Magnoliopsida, Solanales, Convolvulaceae.
UGAGAAACUAGAGAAAGCAGCAUUCCUGAAAUUUUCAAUGCCUUCAUUUGACAUAGGAAUUGAGUUUAACAUGUCACAGGGUGAAGGCACAUCAAAAGUGGAUGUAGAAGCUGCGAAGACUGAAACUGCUCCUGAUGUACAAGAUGUGAUGACUGAAACUGUUGAUGGAGUGGAAGAUGUGAUGAUUGACACCAUUGCUGGAAUGACUGAAACUGUUUCUGUUGAUGGAGAAGUGAAUGGUAAUGUUGAAGUGGCUGAAGUGGCUCAAAUGGCUGUUGAGGAAGAAGUGACUGGAGAUGAUGGAGAAGUAAACAAGGAAAUUGAUAAUAAGUCAGAGAGUGUUGGUCUAAAGCCAUAUACCAGAAAGAGAAAGCUUCGAAAGUUAGGUGAUUCAAUUGUCAAUUACAGAUCACCUUUUCUGAAGAAUAAUAGAAGGCUAUGCAAGGAAUUUAGCAGAGAUGAAAAGAUUGUUCUUGAUUGGGGAUUCUCAAAAGAAGUUGAAAAAGACUGUGUCUAUAUAGAUGAGGAAGGUGUGUUUAUAACUCAUGAAGAAAUUCAGACACUUCAAGAAGGAAAUGUAGACAACUCAAUAAUUGAUGCAUUCACUAAGAUUCUGAAUGACAGAGAAGAAUCAAAUAAGUCUACAAAGCGUGCCUUCAUUGCGUCAACCCAAGUAUAUGCAAUGUUUGAUUUUGCAUCUGGUGACCCAAUAGAAAAUAUGGUUGAUAGAUUGCAAAAAGAAAUAAAUGAUGCUGCAGCAGAUGUCACAAAAUUAGAUAUGAUACUGUUUCCCAUUCACAAUCAUGAGCACUAUUAUAUCUACUGCUUUUACACAACAAACAACAUUGUUGAUGUAAUUGACAACCGGAUGCUUCCAGAUGGGGUGAGCGUUGAGGACAAAUAUGGCAAAACUUUGAAAAAAAUGCAUGAAGGAUUCAAAGCCUUCUGUGAGAAAGUGCAGAUUUCAAGCACAACAAGUUGGGUCCCCAGAAUCUUAUACAUGCCAUGGAGACAUAAUAGCAAUCACGUUGACUGUGGAGUAUAUACUUUGCGUCACUUGGAGACGUUUCGUGGGCAAGGACAUGUAUGGGAUUCUGGAUUUGCAACUGCUGCCACAAAUGAUGGAAUAAAAGCUCAAAAUGAAACAAUCCAAAAGAUGAGAGUGAUGUAUGCAGCUCAAGUUUUACUGUCAAAAUUUAACAAAGAAAGGGAAAACAUAUUGAAAAAAGCAAAAGACUACUUGAAGAUGUAAUUAAUUAAUAUGAUGGGGUUACAGUCAAAACAUUUCAUGGUUUUAUGGAGGGUGUGGUGGUAUGCGUUAUGCUGUAGUUAUCUGUUUGUAUGCAGUAGCUUGUAAUGCAGUGGUAUGGGUUUUAGACAUUUCUUGGUUUUAUGCAGUAGCUUGUAAUGCACCUCAAAAGUUAUCUGUUUAGUAUGUGGAAAACUUAUAUGUUGGAUUA